This is a messenger RNA of Salvia splendens (bonfire salvia), 678 nucleotides long. Its product is annotated as E3 ubiquitin-protein ligase RHF1A. The coding region runs from base 1 to 678 and encodes 225 amino acids. The record is from RefSeq and is a predicted model, not a curated record. Gene Ontology annotation, cellular component: cytoplasm. The transcript has a single exon. NCBI's taxonomy places the organism in Eukaryota, Viridiplantae, Streptophyta, Magnoliopsida, Lamiales, Lamiaceae. Gene Ontology annotation, molecular function: ubiquitin protein ligase activity. Gene Ontology annotation, biological process: protein ubiquitination.
AUGGAUAUGGACGCCGCCGCCCUCUCGGCGAUUCCCCCGCGCUGCCCCUUGGACCACACCUACUCCGCCGCGUUUACCCCCUCCGGCGACAAUUUCCUCCUCAGCAGCCCUUACCUCCACCGCCUUAUCAAUCACUUCGCCACCACCACCGACGCCCGGAAUCCCCGAUCUGACCCCGCCCCUCGGUCCUCCAUAGAGUCCCUGGAAGAAUUCACCAUCACCACCGACAGCGACGCCUGGAUGCUCUGCCCAGUGUGUAAAGACCCUUUCGCUGUGGACUCCGUCGCCAAACUGAUGCCUUGCAAACACACUUAUCAUUCCCAUUGCAUUGUUCCGUGGCUCCAGAUUAGUAAUUCCUGCCCCUUGUGCCGCCACAAGCUGCCGGUGGCAGUGAAUGAGGGGGAGGCGUAUUGGGGAUCGGUCAGGCUUGAAGAAUUGGUGGCUGAUGAGGAGGUGGAUUUGUAUGGAUUUAGGAACACUCUUAGGCAUGUUGAUAGGUUGCAUCGGUGGAAUGAUGAGAGUUAUAUUGCGAGUGGAAGUAUGUUUCCUCCUAGCCAGAUUGGGGAGGUUGCAUCGGUGGAGGCUAUGCCGAGCUGGCAGGCGGAGGAGAUGCGAGGAAGAACUGACGACACGGAUCAUGCAUACGCUCCAAGUUUGGAUUUUAGUGAGGAUUUAUAA